AUGGCGGCGGCGGGGCGGGCGCUGCGUGCGGCGCUCCCCGCCGGGCUCUGGGGCCGCCUGGCCCCGCUGCCGGGCGCGCCCCGCCGGACCGCCGCGCACUUCUCUUUCCAGCCGGACCCGGCGCCCAGCGAGUACGGGCAAACUCAGAAGAUGAAUCUCUUCCAAUCCAUAACAAGUGCCUUGGACAAUGCUUUAGCCAAAGAUCCAACUGCAGUUAUAUUUGGUGAAGACGUGGCCUUUGGUGGAGUCUUCAGAUGUACAGUUGGCUUGCGAGACAAGUAUGGUAAAGACAGAGUUUUCAACACCCCUUUAUGUGAACAAGGAAUUGUUGGCUUUGGUAUUGGAAUUGCUGUUACAGGUGCUACAGCCAUUGCAGAAAUUCAAUUUGCAGAUUACAUUUUUCCAGCAUUUGAUCAGAUUGUUAAUGAAGCAGCCAAAUAUCGGUACCGCUCUGGAGAUCUGUUCAAUUGUGGAAGCCUCACCAUUAGAGCCCCGUGGGGCUGUGUGGGUCAUGGUGCACUGUAUCACUCUCAAAGUCCAGAAGCCUUUUUUGCUCACUGUCCAGGAAUAAAGAUUGUUAUUCCAAGGAGUCCUCUGCAGGCCAAAGGAUUGCUGCUGUCAUGCAUAGAGGAUAAAAAUCCAUGCAUAUUCUUUGAACCUAAAAUACUUUACAGAGCUGCAGUGGAACAAGUUCCUGUAGAGCCCUACAAGAUUCCACUGUCUCAAGCUGAGGUGCUGCAAACAGGCAAUGAUGUGACAAUGGUUGCUUGGGGCACUCAGGUACAUGUGAUUAAAGAGGUGGCAGCAAUGGCUCAAGAAAAGCUUGGUGUGUCCUGUGAAGUUAUUGAUCUGAGAACCAUCUUACCAUGGGAUACAGAGACUGUUUGCAAGUCGGUGGCAAAGACUGGGCGAUUGCUGAUUAGCCAUGAGGCUCCCCUGACAGGAGGAUUUGCAUCUGAAAUCAGUUCCACAGUUCAGGAGGAAUGCUUUUUGAAUUUAGAAGCUCCUAUUGCAAGAGUAUGUGGCUAUGACACUCCCUUCCCUCACAUCUUUGAGCCUUUCUACAUCCCAGACAAAUGGAAAUGCUAUGAUGCUCUUAGAAGAAUGAUUAACUACUGAGCAAUAGUACAGAGAGGAGAAGAACAACAGGGAAAUACAGAAGCUGCCUUCAAAACUCUUGACAUUUAAUCAGAUCUUUUGGGUUUGGAAUUUACAUAGCAGACUUUUCUUUUAACUCAGCUAUCCUGAAUGUUCAUCUUGGCUAUUCUUCAGCAAGUUCAAAUUUUCCUUAAUUAUGAAAUCAGUGAUGGGCAGGUGAUUGUUACAGUAAGUACUUUCAGAUGUAUUCAAAGAUAUUCCAGAUGUUGAAUGAAAAUUGCACAUUGCCGUGCUUCACUAGGUUACAUCUAGACUUCACUGUGUAAAUAUUAGAAGCAGAAUUUUAUUCAAUAAAACAUGUUAUGCUCAUGUAGUCUCUUCGUUUUGCUAUUGUUUUGGAAGAACCCAAAGAAGUUAUUUGAAUGUGACUGUUUUCAACACAAUAAACCUUACACAGCCAGA
This is a messenger RNA of Zonotrichia leucophrys gambelii, 1560 nucleotides long. RefSeq names its product branched chain keto acid dehydrogenase E1 subunit beta (gene BCKDHB). Bases 1 to 1119 code for a protein of 372 amino acids. Gene Ontology annotation, biological process: branched-chain amino acid catabolic process; response to nutrient. Gene Ontology annotation, molecular function: catalytic activity. The record is from RefSeq and is a predicted model, not a curated record. The transcript has 11 exons. NCBI's taxonomy places the organism in Eukaryota, Metazoa, Chordata, Aves, Passeriformes, Passerellidae.